CUUAACAGAUGCUUCACAACAGUGUGGAGAGAAAGGCUAGGCAGAGACAGAUCCACACACAGGCAGAACGAGGAGGGAACUAACAAAGAUGAACAACAGAGAGAAAGGUAAAGAGGAACAAGAAGAGGAACAAACUGAAAAACAGAACUCCUGUUCUGAGAACAAUAAUUUGGGUUAGACAGAAAAGGCAGGUCAUCCAAAAAAAAAAAAAAAAAGUUCCAGGAACGAGUGUGUCAGCUGUUACUGUAAAUGUGAUCCUCAACAGACCAACCAGAAAAACUGAAAACCCUGAGGGGGAAGAAGAUCAAGGUGCUCUCUCAAAUCAAACAAACACUGGUACUAUAAGAUCUCUCGACCUUCAGCAGUCAUGUCAACUAGCCCUAGCCUUGGAGCACCUGACUUGGCCCAGGGCACCCAGACUUUGGGACCCGUUGGUCUCCAGACACUGUUGGACCUACUGGUUGGUGUCUACCAGGAGUUCUACUCCUCACCCUUCACAAGGGAGAAGUAUGUCUCCCGCUUCCUGCAAUGGGCGGAGCCCCUGGUCAGGCAGGUGAAGAAAACUCGGAUCAAAAGAGAAGACUUUCAAAUCCUAAAGGUGAUUGGCCGCGGCACAUUCAGCGAGGUUGCUGUGGCGAGAAUGCAAAGCAAUCAACAAGUGUAUGCUCUGAAGAUUAUGAAUAAGUGGGACAUGCUGAGGCGAGGAGAGACAGCUUGUUACCAGGAAGAGAGGGAAGUUUUGCUGAGGGGUGACAGACGCUGGAUCACAGAGUUGCAUUAUGCAUUUCAGGAUGACAACUACCUGUACCUGGCAAUGGACUAUUAUGUAGGGGGAGACCUGCUGACUCUACUCAGUAAGUUUGGACACCGGAUUCCUGAGGACAUGGCUCAGUUCUAUUUGGCUGAAAUGGUCAUGGCCAUUGACUCGGUCCACAGACUGGGCUAUGUACACAGAGACAUAAAACCUGACAACAUCCUGCUGACAGCGGAGGGACACAUCAGACUCGGGGACUUUGGUUCCUGUCUCAGGCUCCUUGAAGAUGGGAUGGUUCACUCAUCUCUUGCGGUGGGGACCCCUGACUAUUUGUCUCCAGAGAUUUUAAGGGCAGUGGAGGGAGCUGGAGGUUAUGGUCGUGAAUGUGACUGGUGGGCUCUGGGUAUCUGUGCCUAUGAGAUGUUGCUGGGAAGUGCACCCUUCUAUGCAGAGUCCAUCUCUGAAACAUAUGCAAAGAUCAUUCACUUCCAGGAGCAUUUCGAGCUCCCUGCUUCUGGCCCUGAUAUUUCAGAAAAGGCUUGUUCUUUCAUCACUGGCCUCAUCUGUGAGAAGGAAGUCCGUCUGGGGAGGAAAGGCUUCAGUGACUUUAGAAGCCAUCCUUUCUUCUCUGGACUAGAUUGGGGCUCCCUACAUAAACUCUCUGCCCCCUUCCUGCCUGAAGUAUCAAAUCCAACUGACACGUCCAACUUUGACAUUCUGGACGACUGUCUCAAGAAGAUGGAGACACUGUCUGAUGUCAUAGAGAAAGCUCCAAUAGGAGUACACAUGGCUUUUGUUGGAUACUCCUACACAGCUACUAGUCAGACGGGGGCUAUUGACCGCAGUCAGGACAUUAUGAUGCAGAUUGACCACACCACGCUGAGGGGCUUUGAGAGUCUUUAUACACCAAAGAAACUGGGCCAGCUGUGGCAGCUCACAGACACUCUAGAUGAGCAAACUGCACUGUUGGAGCUCCCAUUUAUUCUAAAUCCUGGUCCUCCUGCAUCCACACACACCAGCACCACAGAGGAGGAGCAGACUGACAAAAUGUCAGAUCUCAAUGAAGACAUGAAGAGACGGUUACAAGAAACAGAAAGGAGAAAUUGUGAGCUGGAGAUAGAAAUGGAGCGAUUAAAGGAGGGAAUGCAGGACAGGAGACCCAACAAGGAAACAGAGCUGAGUAUCUGCCCAGCAUCUAUUGCUCUGCCUGCCCACAAUGUGGAUGCACCAUGGGAUAGGGAGAAUUCGCCCCCAGGCUGCCAUUACCCACUGGUGAUACCGCUGCAUCGACACCUGCUCCUGUUCCACAGGGUUCGCCUGCCACAGGUGAAGAGUGAGUCGUACCUGCUGGUGUGUGCAGAGGGGGGGGAGCUCCAAGCCUGGGAGAGACAAUGUUAUACUGAGCUCUCCUGAAUGUGCUGAGGUCUGAACCCCCUUCUCCCAGCAUCACUUUUCAGCCCCCAAAUUUCCCCAUUACUGAGGAAAGCAAGACCACAGGCCUCCACAGGAGCAGCAGAGGGUGUCAGUGCUGUGUGAGACUUUUAGACUAAGUUUUAAAGGAUCAGAAAGGUAGCUCAGACUGCCAAGACUGCUUAGCCUGCUUUUACACGAUCUAUUAAAACGUCUGUCUUAACGUCAGAUGAUGAAGAGAUUAGACAGAAAAUAGAGAGAGAUGAGCACACAAUAAGAGGUACUGUAGGUGCAGACACUACUGAUUAAAUUGUAUCUGAAAUGAAGUGUGAUUGUAAGAAAACGUUUUGUUCAAGGGGAAAUGUAUGAGGAAAAAUAUCGAAGAGUAUUGCAGCGCUGCAGAGAUGCCAACGUUUUAACAAAUCUUUAUCAAAUCUUCAUUAAUGCAAUGCGAGGACACCGGGACUGUAGUUUUUUUAUCAGUACAAAUGUGUGAUUUAUGCUAAAGUCUCAUUAUGGUCAACAUGACCUCUUAAUUGUCAGUGUGACCUCUUCAGGGUCAAUAUUAUUGCAAUAUUUUAAUUGUUACUUUCACAGUAGGCUACCUUCUCAUCAACUCAAACUUGUAUUGUAAUUGUCUCUUACACAGGAGGGCGCUUAAUCCCCAAAGACUUUACACAUCCUCAUCCUUGUCAUACAAUUCCCCCUACUUGUGCACCAAUUACACAGGGGUGUCAAACACAUGGCCUGCGGGCCAGAUCUUGCCCGCCAACAUGUUCCUCAAGUUGUAUUGGGGAGACUGGGAUUAUAUAGUUUUGAAAAAUAUUUAUAUUAGAUUUCUAUAUAUUAAAUAUUUUGAUAUGUAUUUACAAACACUUGUGAUAAACUAGCAAAGUAAAAUGUAAAAUAUGAUACAUUAAAUAUAUAAAUAAUAAACCAUGUGUGUCAGCAGAAAGUAACAUUAAAAAAACACUUAAAAGAAAGGUUGACAUAGAAUGCAGGCUAUUUCAUUUGAGUUGGAAGGGUGGUUUUCAGAUAUCGGUAUCAAUACAUUUUUGCCACAAACGACAUCUGGCUGCAGUCAAACUUUAUUUUUUCCCCCUCUCUAUUGAUCUUAGUUAGAAUUUCAUUGUGGAUUAUUAGGAUGCUCCUCCUUUACGUUCACCUCCAGUAUACCUCACCCAGUAUCAGGGUUAAGCUCUCUAUAAGCCGCCCGCCCCACCCCCUAUCCUAUAUACGUGCUUUCUUAACCCCCUCCACCAGUGUAGACUACUGAAUCAAUAUAAAUGACUUUCAUGUACUUCAAUGACUGUUUGCAGCUUUCAAACAUUUUUAUAAAACUAUAUUUGUCAAUGUAGCUUUGUUUCAUUUAUGACUUUAACUAUUGUUAAACCAUUUAAGAACCGACAGUGACACAGGUGUCCAAGAUCCUUUAAAUGUUCUGGGAAGUUCUGUAUACAGCUUUAUUUACAAUGUUAAAUCAUUAAGUCUCCAAGUUACACAUCCUGAACAUCCCAGUGGGGUCAUGUUAAUUUGUGUUCCCACAUGACAACAUUUCAAAGAUGUCUGUGCCAGGUCAACAUAUGUGACAGAACUAGCUAAUUUUAAAUGGCUUGAUUUUUGAUACCAAACGCUAGUUCUUAUGCUUUAAUAUAAAGUCCUAGAAUACAUAUAAGCUGUUCUGACCACAUUUCUUGUACAAAUUGACAUAAAACAAAUCAGGAAAAUACCAUUGUCACAUUGGCCUUCGACAUUUGACACUAAACAAAGAACACUUUAUAUUGUUUAAAUUAUUGAUUAAAUAAGGAAACCAUGAGGUCGCGAAGGUGGUACAUCUACCUGUUCUGGCAAACCAUAAAGUUAUCUAGGCCUUGUUGGUUGCUCUAUCUCAGUCACUGUACGACUUGGUUUCCACAAGCGACUGAAACAAAAGAGCUUAAAGGCAGAGGGUGCAACAAACUUUUCCUCCUUCAUCACUUACUGCCACAUCGUAACCACCACCCAUUAGAGUUCAUUUUGGAGUUGCAGAUUAUGUUUGCAUGGACCACGUUGCACACUGGCCUUGGAAAUGUGGCAAGCCUGGUUGUUGAAAAUUAUGCAAAAUGAACCAAGACUCUCAAAAAGAAAAGCGGUGUGAGUCUGUGCUUCAAUGUGGAAAGUUUUUCCGUUUGGCCCAGGCUUAACUGCCACAAACGUUGAUAACAAUGGUUCAAACUUGUGUGAUGAUAAAAAUGUGUAUGUUUUUACACCUUUAUGUGUUUUGUCAGGUUUACUAUAUAAGUCUGUUGUUCAGUUUUCUGCAGCUACAGUAACUUUCUCAGAAGACCUUUCUAUAUGAGGCUGUCUUAUUUGUUUUUAUUCAAAUUGUAUUUGUUUGUUGAAAAACAAAUCUUAAAAUAAAAUAAAAAUAUUGUUAAACCUUAGAAGUAAAGUUAGAAUUUUGAAAUAUGUUGUGAAAAUGCAAAUGAAUACACAAAUGCAUGGUCCUAAGGCAAAAGACUUUCAAGCUGAAUUACUGUCAAAUGAAUAAUACAUAUUACUAUAAAUGUACCAAUGUAACGUGUCUAACAUUACAGACCUUUGACACUAGAGGGUGGUAUUUAGAAAUACAAUGUCAGAAAUACUUGUAUGUGGUCUAUUAAGUCUGCUUGAUGUUCCCCAUAAUUUUCCUAUGAAGGGAAGGGGAGCGCUGCAGUUUUCUGUUAUUACACUUUUGCACUUGUUUUUGAUUUACAUGGGAGUUUGAUAGCAAAUGUAUUUUGGUUUUAUUAAAGGUAAAGACAAAGCAUCAUUUGUUUGCAGUUUUGGCCUUAGUUCACCAUAAGUCAUUACUUGCUUUGUUUUGUUAUUAUUAUCACUGUACUUGUGUCAUUUUAAUGAGUUAUUUUUGUUGACUGCAAAUUGAACUUGCCUUAGGUUAUUAGGUUCUUUAUUUCUUUGGUUUUUUAGACCAGGGUUGGAAUUUCCUUUUAUACUUUCUUUUGCAAACUUUAGACAGGUGGGUAAUAAUUCUAGAGCAAUACACUGAACCUCAGAUAUAUCCUAUAUGUCCGAUAUGUACUGGGUGUACCACUAUCCCUCCUCACUUGCACAAAAUAAUUAACUGUGAGCAGAUUUCUGUCCCCUUGACUUGCAAUUAUUUGGAUCUCCCUUUUGUGACAAUUUAGUUGUUUGGUUGAUUGCCUUAACAAUUAGCCACGUUUGUCCAAAAAUGUGUUUUUACAUAAUAAAACCAACAUUAAAAAUA
This is a messenger RNA of Labrus bergylta (ballan wrasse), 5411 nucleotides long. RefSeq names its product myotonin-protein kinase. Lineage: Eukaryota; Metazoa; Chordata; Actinopteri; Labriformes; Labridae. Gene Ontology annotation, molecular function: protein serine/threonine kinase activity; ATP binding. Gene Ontology annotation, biological process: peptidyl-threonine phosphorylation; actomyosin structure organization. Gene Ontology annotation, cellular component: cytoskeleton; cytoplasm. The record is from RefSeq and is a predicted model, not a curated record.